Messenger RNA from Haplochromis burtoni (Burton's mouthbrooder), 649 nucleotides. RefSeq lists its product as uncharacterized. Gene Ontology annotation, molecular function: G protein-coupled receptor activity. Lineage: Eukaryota; Metazoa; Chordata; Actinopteri; Cichliformes; Cichlidae. The record is from RefSeq and is a predicted model, not a curated record. The transcript has 3 exons. Gene Ontology annotation, cellular component: membrane. Gene Ontology annotation, biological process: phospholipase C-activating G protein-coupled receptor signaling pathway; positive regulation of Rho protein signal transduction. The coding region runs from base 8 to 649 and encodes 213 amino acids.
ACCAGAGAUGGAGUUUUUCAUUUUGGUGUUUCUGAGUAGCAUCUUUGUCUGCCUGCCUUUGACCAUAGUCUUCGCCUGUUGUGUGGUGCAAAGAGAUCGGGCCCAGACCAUUUAUUACACAAACCUCCUCAUCGCCAACGUAAUCCAGAUCUGUGCAAAGAUUGUUUGGAUUGUAACAACAGGAAGAUGGCAUCAUGACAUCACCGUUGCUUUUCACUUCAUCAGUGUGAUGGCCAAUGUUUACUUCCAAAUGUGCCUUGCUGCUGAAAGAUAUUCCCUCAUUGGCUGCCCACUGCUGGCCUGCAUCAGACAAAUAAAGCGUUCUCUGCUGGUCUCUGCUCUGGUCUGGGCCUUUUGCAUUAUCACUGUAGUUCCUGCCACAGUCUUUGAGCAGUUUAUAAUCCCCCCUAUUUUUGCUCUGCUCCCUGCUCCUCUGUUCAUCGUCUGCUUAGCUGGAACCAUCAAAGCCCUGCGUGCUGCCACCUCAGUGCCCACAGAGGAAAAACGGAGAACUGUAGGAACUCUUGUUCUGUUGCUGUUUAACUACUGUCUGAUUGUGAUUCAAAUAUGGAUUGUUUGGUGUUCCCUUUCUCACGCCUGUGGGCCAUUUCCCUUUCACUGCUGUUUCAUAGAAACUGUGGUGUUUUAG